Messenger RNA from Hemiscyllium ocellatum (epaulette shark), 5410 nucleotides. RefSeq names its product protein FAM135B-like. The record is from RefSeq and is a predicted model, not a curated record. The coding region runs from base 216 to 4475 and encodes 1419 amino acids. The transcript is spliced from 20 exons. Lineage: Eukaryota; Metazoa; Chordata; Chondrichthyes; Orectolobiformes; Hemiscylliidae.
GGCACUAGCAAUAGAGAGAGAGAGAGUCUGAUCCAGAGGAGGGCAACAUGUGAAACAUUCUCUAUUCUGGAAAGAGAAAGAUAACCAUGGCAACAGGAACAUUGACCAACUAAGAGUGAAAUAACAGAAAAGGAGAGCCAAGCUUUCUUUUGGAAGGGACGACAAAAAGAAAAUCGUACAGAUCCCUGGAAACAGGUGAUGCUCUGGGACAGAUCAUGUCUGAAGUACAAGGAACCAUUGAGUUUUCCGUUGAAUUGCACAAGUUCUACAACGUUGAUCUCUUUCAGCGAGGGUAUUACCAGGUGCGCACAGCUCUGAAAAUCCCACCCCGAAUUCCUCACAGGCUGACAGCAACACUGACAGGACCCACAGGUGAUUCGGUCCCCAGUCCACCCUUCAUUCAUGACAGCACAGUCUACAGCAAGAUAUUCCAGAUCUUGUACAGAAAUGAAGAGGUCGUAGUGAACAACUCUAGCCUUUUCAGAGUUCAUCUCUUGUUGGAUGGAGAAAGGGUGGAAGAAGCCUUGAAUGAAGUAGACUUCCAGUUGAAGCUUGAUCUGCAUUUCACAGACUCUGAACAGCAGUUGAGUGACAUUGCAGGAAUACCCUUGAUCAGCAGCCGGAGGCUGGGUCUUCACUUCCAUCCAAGGAGGGGCUUACAUCAUCACGUACCUGUGAUGUUUGACUAUUUCCAUCUCUCUGUCAUAUCCGUGACAGUGCAUGCAUCGCUUGUUGCUUUACACCAACCGUUGAUAAGUUUCCCUCGACUAAGCAAAGGGAUCUGGCUUGGGAAAAGUGGUCAGGAGAUGGAACCGAAUGUAUCAAAUCUGAAUCUUGAAAACCUCAUGUUUGGGUCUAGCUACUACAAGCAGCUUACAGUUGAGGGGAACACAAAUGUCACCUCUGAGGAUUGUAUGCAGCAUGUAUACCGAUGGCAUGAAAAUCUCUGCCGAACUUUACUUUCUGCUUACAAAGGACUUCUUUGCUACUUCAGUGCAAUCAUGAAACAGAUCCCAGAACUUCAUCAGAUUCAACUGGAGGACUGCCUCAUCAAAGAAACAUUGUGCCAGCUUCGCAUUAACUUGCAGAUGUUCAACAACCCAGACAAAGUGGCAGAACAGAUCAGCAGGGACCUGGCCCAGCUCUGUUCCUGCCUUGCAGCGCUGUGGAGUCAGUUUCUAGACAGUAUGACACACCAACCAGACGUUACAGCCUUCUUAAGCCAAGAUCAUCACAGUCUGAGGGUAAGAAGAUUCUCAGAGGCUUUCUUCUUCAUGGAGCACCAGAAGCAGAUGGCACUUACAUUCCAGGAAUAUGUAAUCCAAAGGCACAGCCAGAUUGCAACAGCUGUCAGAAAUUCAUCCUACCUCACCAGUAUGCCUCCACUGCCCAUUGAGUGUCUGGAUAUAGAUGGAGACUGGAGUAAUCUUCCUAUUAUAUUUGAAGACCGAUAUGUAGAAUCUGUUUCUAAAGCCAACCACAUGUUCGAUAAUGGUGCAUCGAACAGGGAAAUGGGACCCAAGGUGAAUCAUGUGUCGGAUACAAACAUUUCAGAGUUUGGAAGUUUACCCAUUGAAGUGAAAGGAUACCAGCAAAUACGUGAUGGUGUUUUGAAUUCUGAGGCCUUGAAGGUGCUUGCGACAAGAACAUCUGGAACACAGACACUGAAUGAAACUGUUUCCUUGGAAACGAUGUACAACUCUGUGGAUUUGGCUGCUUUUGUCAGCCAAGAAUAUGAUGAAUUUAGUGAAAAUGAAGUCAAAAGUAUUCAGAACUCAGAAGCAGAUAGGUUUGUUGGACCGUAUCAAGGGGAGCUCUCGACAAUCUAUGAAAAUCAUUCUGAAUCACUCCGAUUGAAUGAAAAGUCACUGAAUCCUGAGCAGCAAGAAACUGUCUCUGAAUGUAAUGAUGCCAAAUUAGUCAAACAGUUGGGAUCAACGUCAGGCUUGAUGUACAUUGAGGUGAAACCCAGCACCAAGGAUCCUUAUCAUGGUGAGACUGUGUUAGUCUGCUCUCCAAAUAGAACAAAUACCAGCGAAUGCUCCGUCUCUAAUGACACUGAAAUUAGUGAGAAGGAAGAAUUUAGUGAAUUAGGUUUGGACUUGCCCUAUUCUGUUGUUAACUCUGAGCAUAUGGACAGUGAGUCUUUUGAACACGAAUCUUUAAGAAGGAGGAUAGAGAAUGCCGACUAUCCCAUUAUAUCUGGGGCCAUGAAACGAUCUCUUUCAUUAAUAUCUGAUUCGGGAAUAGAGAGUGAGCCUAGCUCCGUGGCUUGGUCAGAGAUGCGUAAACCACUGGAUUCAUCUAGUGACCGGGACCUUGUGCACCAGAUAAUUAGAGCACAAGCAAUCCAUAGGAACUCACUGGAGGGUGGUCAGACUGAAAGUGGCACCAGUUUGCCCAGUGGGAUUCAGGCUUCUUUGACAUCAAUCAGUUCAUUACCUUUUGAGGAUGAAGAGGAGGUGGAACUCAGCAAAUUGACCAAAUCUGUUUCAGCCCCACAGAUCAGCAGCUCAGAUCAAACAGGUGAAACCCCAGAAUCUUUACUACAGCAACAGAUAGUUGAUGAAAAUCAAUGGCUGAAUAUGAAUUCCUCAGAGAAUGAAAAGGAAGACCAACAUGACAUGCGUUCAGUUCAAAGAAACGACAGUGAGGAUUCUAAUUCUCUCUCAGAUAAAGAGAUCCUGCCAAAGCAUUUAGAAGAUUCAGUACUGAAUAGUAGCAGCAAAAUGGAGCCCAUCAAAAAUGCUCUCGUUCUGGCAAGAGACCAGUGGUGUUCCUCUGAAGUGAAUAAUAAUAUUGACCAGCCUCCAAAUGUAUUCAGUGCUGAUAGCCAAAGCGAUUCGAUAAGUCACAGUGUUAAAGAGCUUGAAAGUAAGGAGGUAGAGUUUAAUAGAUUAUUAGAUACAGAUGUUAACAAUUCUGACCCUGACAGUCACACAGAAGAGAUUAAAUUUCUUCCUGCUGAGCUGCAAAAUGGUGAUCAUGAAUCAUUUGGUGACAAAUUGCCAAAUGCUGUGUUUGUGCCAAACAGCAGUGAUGAGACAACGUGUAAAUUGGCAACACAGCCUGACCUGCUGACUGAGCCUUUGGAGCUGACCAAAGCUACGGUCAGUGAUGUCCUCUUGCUUGACAGAACAUGUCAUGAAGAAGCUCCGUGCCUACACGAAGGAAAACGAGAAAUGGGGCAGCAGUGUGAUAGCUGUACAGGAGUACAGGAUGGGGGUGAAAACCUAUCAAUGGAUACCAACAACGGUGAACUUCAGCCUCUGGUUCAUGGUGGAAAUUCCUCUGAAACUGGUAACACAGGCAUCGUCUUUGAGAAGAGGAACGUGGUUGAGGUGGUGAAUCUUUCUGUUUCGUGCACAGCCACGUGCCUGCCAUUUUCUUCCAUGCUGAGGGAUUCUCCAGUUUCCUUUCCCUCAAAGCAGUUAGCGUCUCCCAUUACUAGACAGCCCAUUGGCUCAUUUGGCGUUGUCUCUUCUACUUCACAGGAUGCUGAUGCAGAAACCAAUGAGAGAAUGGUGAGUUUUGUUCAGGCCAAAGACGAGUUGCUAAAGGGGCUGAAGUUCGAAGGGUUGUUGUACAGUGAUCUGCCUCUUCUGGCUUCCGAGAUCCCUUAUUUCACUCCAGAGGAAGAGGAGGAGGAGGUGAAUUUGGAAGAGGGAAUCCACCUGAUUAUCUGUGUUCAUGGAUUAGACGGUAACAGUGCAGACCUGAGACUUGUGAAGACAUUCAUUGAGCUGGGACUUCCUGGUGCCAAACUGGAUUUCUUAAUGUCCGAAAGGAACCAGAGCGAUACCUUUGCUGAUUUUGAUGCAAUGACUGAUCGACUCUUGGAUGAAAUUAUUCAACAUAUCCAUCUCUACAAUCUGACAAUAUCUAGAAUAAGCUUCAUUGGCCACUCACUGGGCAACAUCAUCAUUCGCUCAGUGCUGACACGGCCAAGGUUUCGAUGCUACCUGAACAAGCUGCAUACGUUCCUAUCCCUUUCUGGACCACAUCUGGGAACACUUUAUAAUAAUAGCACAUUGGUUAGCACAGGUCUUUGGCUCAUGCAGAAGCUGAAAAAGUCUAGCUCACUGUUACAAUUAACCUUCAAGGACCAAGCUGAUCCGCGCAAGACUUUUCUGUAUAAACUCAGUGAAAAGCCAGGGCUGCAGUACUUCAAGAAUGUCAUGCUUGUGGCAUCAACGCAGGAUCGAUAUGUUCCUUUUCAUUCUGCCCGGAUUGAAAUGUGUAAGACAGCACUAAAAGACAGACAGACUGGUUCUGUCUACACUGAAAUGAUCAACAAUCUCCUUCGGCCGGUGACAGAGACUGAGGACUGCACUUUGAUACGCUAUGAUAUUUUCCACGCACUGCCAAACACUGCCAACGCAUUGAUUGGACGAGCAGCUCACAUUGCCGUCCUUGACUCUGAACUGUUCCUGGAAAAGUUUUUGCUGGUAGCAGGUCUAAACUACUUCAAGUAGCGCCCCAAGUUUCUCCUCCUCAUUCGGAGCACCCCAAAAUAUUCCAGCAUUUUCAGAUGUUUUCUUGUAGGAAAGCACUGACUUGAGUCGGUUUUGAUUCUUGAUUACAAACAUUCAUUUAUUAACCCAUGUGAAAAACAUGAUUGUAUUGUAAAUAGUACGAAAAAUAAUUUACAUUUCAGAUUAAAUCUAUCUAAAAAUACUUUCCUGCCUUAAAAUACAUACAGACAUUGAGCAAAGGCUUUCUAUGAGAAGCAACUUGAGUAGGAGAUUCUGAUUUAUCUUUUAUUUAUUGUUUAACUGUCAUGUGUCUAUCUCCAAGUGAUAAAAGAUGAAUGUUUGUUGCUUCCUCUGGAAUAAACAUGGCACUGCAUUGGCUCCUCAGACAGAAACUCAUAAUUUUGAGUAGAGCCAAAUGCAAUGAAUGUCUUAAGAUACUUGCAUGCCCGUACCUGUGCCAGUUUAAUCCCGAGUGCCCCCUACAACAGUCCAUUUCCCCUUUAUGAAAACCAUUCCAUGCAAUGAUGAGGGACCUGUAUAAUAAUGAGUGAAGAAGAAUAAUCACACGUGGGCAGUGUUAUUGUAGGCUUAGGUGAUAUCAAUUAGUGUGCAAAUGGUUCCUGACUCCCAGCUAUGAGUUUGGAAAAUUAAUCACUCCCUUGUGCCUGCUGUUUCUUGUAUUAGUUAGUGUGAAGGGCGCCCCAGGGUUUUUCAUUAAUUUUUCAUUAACAUAUGGAUUAAUUUUAUUCAUAACUCAGCAAAUGCAAAGGCUGAUGACUUUGUGAGUCUACCUUGGUUGUGUUGAGUGAGUGAUUCAUGACUAAAGUAAAACCUGAUCAUUGUGAGGAACAUCAAUACUGUGGAAUGGAAUAUUAUUUUGCUAUGGCAGAAGUGGGUACUGCAAAUGCUGGAGAUUAGAGUCAAGAUUAGAGUGG